UUACAAGGUGGGCGAAGCGUUGACAAUGGCGGCAAAAUAGCGGAAGGUCUCAAGUCAAGGAUUUCUUUCCGUUUUCUCUCUCUAGACUGAGCUCUCCCAAUCGAACUGGUCGGUGGGUACUAGGCGUAAGCAGAGAUGGCCGAUCGUUUCUUUCCCAACGUCAUGGCGGAUUUCGUGGAAGAGAAAGAAGAAGAAGAAGAAGAAGAUAAAGUCACUAUCGGGUCUCAAGACUCGCUUAUGAGGCUUCUCUCGAUGCCCUACUCUUCUUUCUCGAGCAGGCUUAAAAGGGCCGGCUUGGAUCUCAAAGAAGCUGUGGUGGCCCAAACAUGGGCCGAACGAAGGGUGCGAGACUUUACGCUCUACAGCGGCACUCUCGGGACCGCUUUUUUGCUUUUCAAAGCCUACCAAGUCAAUCACAUCAGAGACGAUCUCGCUCUCUGCGCGGAGAUUGUCAAGGCCUGUGACUCUGCUUCCUCCCACUCCAAGGAUGUGACGUUUAUAUGCGGGCGGGGCGGUGUUUGUGCCCUUGGUGCUGUUGCAGCUAAACACUUGGGUGAUGACAAGUUGCUACGUUACUAUUUAGCCAAGUUUAAAGAGAUUAAGCUGCCGAAAGAUCUCCCUGAUGAGCUGCUAUAUGGAAGAGUCGGGUUCCUAUAUGCAUGUCUAUUCCUUAACAAACAUAUAGGCGAGGGUACAAUCCCUUCUAACUACAUUGGUGCGGUUGUUACUGACAUUUUCAAGGGCGGGAGAGUAUUAGGGACCAGGGAAAGAUGCCCAUUGAUGUUUGAAUGGUAUGGUGAAAAGUACUGGGGUGCUGCCCAUGGAUUGGCUGGGAUUAUGCAUGUUUUGAUGCACGUGAAACUGAGUCCAAGUGAAGCUGAGGAGGUUAGGCAUACACUCAAAUACAUGAUCAAGCAUCGGUUCCCGAGUGGAAAUUACCCUUCCAGUGAACAAGAUAGAAAGAGAGAUUGUCUCGUGCAUUGGUGCCAUGGUGCUCCUGGCGUGGUCCUCACACUUGUCAAAGCCACUGAGGUUUUCGGAGACAAGGAGUUCCUUGAAGCUGCCGUAAACGCAGCAGAGGUAGUAUGGAAUCGUGGUCUACUCAAACGAGUUGGGCUUUGUCAUGGCGUGAGUGGGAACACAUACGUUUUUCUCUCACUUUACCGGCUGACGGGCAAUAGGGAGUUCUUAUACAGAGCCAAGGCAUUUGCUGGCUUUCUCCUUGAUAGAGCUCACAGCCUUAUAUCAGAGGGAGAGAUGCAUGGAGGAGACCACCCAUAUUCUAUGUUUGAAGGACUUGGAGGCAUGGCUUAUCUUUUCCUGGACAUGACUAAUCCUACUGAUGCUAGAUUUCCAGGUUACGAGCUUUGAACAUUUGCAUUGGAGCAGAAUGGAGAAAAAAAAUCCUGCGUCGGCAACCCAAUUCAUGGGGAACAAGGCUUUGUCUGGUUAGUGAAGUGAGAAAGCUGUGUAUGACCAUUACUAUUGUCCUCUUGGUUCUUUUUCUUCUUCUUUUCUUUUCUAUGGAGGUGUAUAUGAAAGUCAUCUCUACCAUGUCCAUCCUUGUGCGUAAUCUGAACUAGGUGUCUGGGCUUUUUCGUGCCUAUACAAUGCUCCAGAAGUUUCACCUGCUUCAAAUAAAAGUUCGCUCCGCUUUUUAUUGGA
Molecule: messenger RNA, 1665 nt
Organism: Rhododendron vialii
Lineage: Eukaryota; Viridiplantae; Streptophyta; Magnoliopsida; Ericales; Ericaceae
Product: lanC-like protein GCL2
Exons: 6
Coding region: 136-1371 (411 amino acids)
Biological process (GO): peptide modification; carbohydrate metabolic process
Cellular component (GO): plasma membrane
Source: RefSeq, a predicted model, not a curated record